GGAAAAAAACUCAAAACAAAAGGGGCUUUGUACACUUUCGGUCUACCAUCUCCUCCAAUUGCCGGACCCUAAACGACACAGUGACCUGAAAGCAGCAACCGCGGCAGGAGUAGUAGCCGCCACUCGCCAUUAGCACGAGAGAUUUGGUGGAGGGAACUCCAGAAAGAGUGCUGUGGAAAGGCAAUGUACUAUGAACAGCAUUGGGCUUGAAUUACCUAAAAAUACCUAGGGUGGCAGAGAGUGGCAGCACAAUGGCGGUAGCAGCCUUGCGAAUCCCUUAACACUUAUGAAGGUGGUUAUUGCAAACUGGAAAUGAAAGCCAUAUAUAGAUUAAAUGAAUAUUAUGUACUUUUGUAACUUAUGCCUGGUGUGUUGUUCAUUUGUCCCAGUGAAUAAACCAACACCAUUUAACUUGGAAUGCUAUUCUUAAUCUGCAUAUGACUGGAGUUCUUUUUUCCAUUUUCUUGGGUGAUGGCAGAGUUUGAAAUGUACUAUUGAGAACCACUAUUAUGUAUGCAGCAUAGGGGAAAUUCUUAGAAUCAUAUGAGCCUGAAUUCUUCUUGUUUAAGUGGAUACAUGGCUGAUAAUUCUUUAAUUAUAUCCACGGGUUCUCAUAGUGUAAUAGAGCAUCCAUUAGUCAUUGGGCAAGAAUUUGCUGAUGUGGAAACAUGCCGAAGAAUGUUGAAAGAUAUUGCCAUAGCACUGCACUUUGAUCUCCGAAUAGUAAAAUCAGAUCGCAGCCGGUUUAUAGCCAAGUGCAAUAAAGAAGGUUGUCCAUGGCGUGUCCAUGUAGCCAAAUGUCCUGGAGUUCCAACCUUUACAAUUAGAACCCUACAUGGAGAGCACACCUGUGAAGGAGUUCGCAACCAUCAUCAUCAGCAAGCAUCAGUUGGUUGGGUUGCUAGGUCCGUAGAAGCACGCAUUCGGGAUAAUCCCCAAUACAAGCCAAAAGAAAUUCUGCAAGAUAUCCAUGAUCAGCAUGGAGUUGCUGUUUCUUAUAUGCAAGCUUGGCGUGGGAAGGAGCGGAGCAUGGCGGCUCUUCAUGGAACGUUUGAAGAAGGGUAUCGCCUUCUUCCAGCAUACUGUGAUCAAAUAAGGAAAACUAAUUUGGGAAGCAUUGCAACUGUUGUUGCUGCCGGACAAGAGAAUUGCUUCCGUUGCCUCUUUAUUUCUUAUCGUGCAUCAAUCUAUGGGUUUAUAAAUGCUUGUAGGCCGCUACUAGAACUUGACAGAGCACAUCUUAAAGGGAAAUACUUGGGUACAUUGCUUUGUGCAGCAGCUGUUGAUGCGGAUGAUGCAUUGUUUCCGUUGGCUAUUGCCAUUGUUGAUGUGGAAAGUGAUGAAAACUGGAUGUGGUUUAUGUCAGAAUUACGAAAGCUUCUUGGGGUAAAUACUGACAACAUGCCUAGACUGACGAUACUAUCCGAAAGACAAAGCGGUAUUGUUGAGGCAGUGGAAACUCAUUUUCCAAGUGCUUUUCAUGGUUUUUGUCUACGUUAUGUUAGUGAAAAUUUUCGUGACACAUUUAAAAAUACAAAAUUGGUGAAUAUCUUCUGGAAUGCUGUUUAUGCCCUCACUGCAGUUGAAUUUGAAAGCAAGAUUGCUGAGAUGGUAGAAAUUUCACAAGAUGUUAUUCCAUGGUUUCAGCUCUUCCCUCCUCAACUUUGGGCUGUGGCAUAUUUUGAGGGCGUGAGAUAUGGCCAUUUUACACUGGGGGUCACAGAAUUAUUGUAUAAUUGGGCCCUUGAAUGUCAUGAGCUUCCUAUUGUGCAAAUGAUGGAGCAUAUUCGUCAUCAGUUGACAUCUUGGUUUAAUGAUCGUCGAGAUAUGGGCAUGAGGUGGACCUCUAUUCUUGUGCCAUCUGCUGAGAAGCGGAUUUUGGAGGCCAUUGCAGAUGCUCGUUGCUAUCAAGUACUUCGUGCAAAUGAAGUUGAGUUUGAGAUUGUGUCAACUGAGCGUACAAAUAUUGUGGAUAUAAGAAGUCGUAUUUGCUCAUGUCGUCGUUGGCAGCUAUAUGGUUUACCUUGUGCACAUGCAGCUGCUGCCCUUAUUUCUUGUGGGCAAAAUGCCCAUCUAUUUGCCGAGCCUUGCUUCACGGUAGCAAGUUACCGGGAGACCUAUUCACAGAUGAUAAAUCCUAUUUCAGAUAAAAGCCAAUGGCGAGAACUGGGCGAGGGUGCAGAGGGUGGAGGUGCCAAGGUUGAUAUAACAAUACACCCACCAAAGACUCGCCGCCCACCGGGAAGGCCCAAAAAGAAGGUUCUUCGCGUAGAGAACUUUAAGCGCCCAAAGAGAGUUGUUCAAUGUGGUCGCUGCCAUAUGUUAGGGCAUUCACAAAAGAAAUGCACUAUGCCUAUUUGACCCUAGUUAGCUUGUUUAAAAUAUUUUGUUUUGUUCUUUUGUUCUAAAUAUUCCGAAAUGCUAUAGAAAGCAACAGUGUGCUUGUAAUUUAAAUGUAAUUUUUCCUAUUUAGUUGUUAGAAUAAGGUUUCAGUACUUUUUGGCAUAGUUCGGUCUGUA
Juglans regia (Persian walnut) is the source of this 2519-nucleotide messenger RNA. RefSeq lists its product as uncharacterized. Bases 544 to 2361 code for a protein of 605 amino acids. The record is from RefSeq and is a predicted model, not a curated record. Gene Ontology annotation, molecular function: zinc ion binding. NCBI's taxonomy places the organism in Eukaryota, Viridiplantae, Streptophyta, Magnoliopsida, Fagales, Juglandaceae. The transcript is spliced from 6 exons.